Messenger RNA from Bombina bombina (fire-bellied toad), 1488 nucleotides. RefSeq names its product progestin and adipoQ receptor family member 6 (gene PAQR6). The coding region runs from base 215 to 1240 and encodes 341 amino acids. Gene Ontology annotation, cellular component: membrane. The record is from RefSeq and is a predicted model, not a curated record. NCBI's taxonomy places the organism in Eukaryota, Metazoa, Chordata, Amphibia, Anura, Bombinatoridae. Gene Ontology annotation, molecular function: signaling receptor activity. The transcript has 8 exons.
GGGAAACAGGAGGCGAAAGCAGAGCCGAACUGGAAAGGGAAAAGCUGAAGUCUCCAUCCUAAAACAGCAACACGAGAACGCCUGAGCUGCUGUGAGAGGAACUCAUGAAAGCGGAAACGUCCAGGGUCAGAACGGAUGUUUGGUCGCCACAGGAGAUCUUCUUUGAGGGAGAAGGAGUAAGCAGCAGCUGUCCAGGAACUUGCUCUGCCUCAAGAUGUUAACAGUCAAAUUGCCUGAGCUGCUGAGUGUUCAUCAGAUGCCCCGCAUCUUCUGGGAGGAUGGCAUCAUGUCAGGUUACCGUCACCCUAAGAGCUCAGCCAUAGAUUGUCUGCUCAGUUCCUUCCAAAUGACUAAUGAAACUGUGAAUAUUUGGACCCACUUCCUUCCUACCUGGUAUUUCCUGUGGAGGUUCCUACUGCUCACCUACAUGCUGGACUUCUGUAGGGAAUCGUAUAACUGGCCUCUUCUGGUAUACAUGAUGCUCAUCUGUCUUUAUCCCUUCACCUCCAGUUUUGCCCAUACCUUCAGCAGCAUGUCUACCCAUGCCCGCCAUAUCUGCUAUUUCUUGGACUAUGGAGCAUUGAGCCUCUACAGCCUAGGCUGUGCCUUCACGUAUGGUGCUUACGUUAUGCCUGAUCGCUGGGUCAACGGCCCACUUCACCGAUAUUAUGUGCCCAUUGCAGCGUUUAACACCUUUAUAUGCACCGGUCUUUCUUGUUACUCCCGGUUCCUGGAGGUCGAACGUCCACGGAUGAGCAAGAUUCUUCGCACUGUGGCAUUUGUGCAUCCGUUUGUGUUUGACAACGUCCCUCUCUUUUACAGGCUUCUCUUCUGCACUGGUGAUGGCUGCACUUGGAAUGAGGCUAUACCCCUGCACUUUUAUCACCUUUUCUUUGCACUACUCACCGGUUUCCUGUUUGCCUCCCACCUACCAGAGCGCCUUGCUCCAGGACGCUUUGACUAUUUUGGUCACAGCCAUCAGCUGUUUCACAUCUGCGCUGUACUGGGCACCCACUUUCAGCUCGAAGCUGUGUUAUGUGACCGAUCUUCCCGUAUGGCCUGGCUCUCCUCUUACACUCAACCAGACUCACUUCCCAUUACUCUUGGAGUAGUGGCAACUGCUGUUGUAGGGAACCUUAUUCUUAUCUGCUUCUUCACCGCCACUUUAUUGUGGUCACCACGAGCCAACUCCAUACUUCAAAGUCAUGUUCCUGGGGAUUCCAAAAUGAAAUCUCAUUGAUGUCAACACUGGAACCAAGAACUUAGCAACUGUCCUAUUAUGUCUGCUGUAAUUACGAUAUAAAAAUGACUUUCCAUUCUACAACAGUAAAAACUAGGUCAUAACGUAUUGGAAAUUAAUUUUGGUUCUGCAGAUGUUUUACAUGCUCCAUGCUGUGGUGUCCAAAGCAAGAAAUGGCGAAAAAGGUAGGAGAGUAAAAUGCAUAUUAUUGGCUACUGGAUGCCAUGCCAGUAUCUACAUAAUGAAAA